This is a messenger RNA of Kickxella alabastrina, 1077 nucleotides long. RefSeq lists its product as uncharacterized. NCBI's taxonomy places the organism in Eukaryota, Fungi, Kickxellomycota, Kickxellomycetes, Kickxellales, Kickxellaceae. The transcript is spliced from 3 exons. The coding region runs from base 5 to 1012 and encodes 335 amino acids. The record is from RefSeq and is a predicted model, not a curated record.
ACUGAUGUACGCCGGGCAAGUGGACGUCAAGGAUGUUGUGUGCAAUGUGUUGGUCCCACUCCUGCGGCAGAUGGAGAGCAUGUAUUUGAGUACUUUGGACCUGGCGUUCUAUCCCAUCAGUGACAGCGACGAAGCGCUGAGCGAGGUUGCCAUAGCGGGCACCAGGUUGGGCCAGCAGAUGAGCGCUGUCUUGGUGUUGUUCUCUGCGAUGCAGGUUGUGGCUGCGCAGCAGGGAAUAUGGAUGGAUUCCGGUGUGCUUGUAUUUGACGUGCUCAGGUACUUCCAGCUGGGAUUGCUUGGCCACCUGGCUGCUUAUUUUCGGUACGCACACAGGCUGGAUGCAGAUCUCAUGAAGAGCCUGGGCAUCUGGAGCAGCACUGUGAAUAUGGGUGUUGAAGCUGUGGUUGUGUCGUACUAUAUGGUUGUUGGUGAGGAGGACGACGCACACUGUCGCGCAUGCAUAAAACUUGUGCAGCUGCCGCAGGAGCACAAAAUUUGCAUGGAGGACAUCAGCAUAUAUCGGUUUGCGGCCAGAUGGCAGACGGGCGCCGAGAUGUUUAACUUGGCUGGCAAUGAUAUGGGCGUUGAUGGCAUUGGCAAUGUUGAGCUGGUUGUGAACCGCUCUGGGUCAUGUGGUACUGCCACUGACCACAGGUUCACGGAGGUUCUGAAGCCGGCGCCUGCUUUGGAUUCCUUGAUUUUGCACUUCAGGAUCAAACUAUCCCCUGCUGCUGCUGCAAUUGUUGAUAAUGCUGCUGCCGUGGCAGACGAGCCCCACUUGUUGCCUGCUCACCAGCCAGCUAGUGCAGGUCGAGUGAUGCUCGGAUCAGUAUGGGGUUUCCCUGAGAGUGGUGAGGGCGUCAGACAUAAUCUUCAGAGCAUCUCCUACGACGGUAUGCGGAUAUGCAAAUGGUAUGGUACAGCGACGGUGACUGCAACAUUGCUAGCCCUGAGCAAGCACAGCAAUCAGUAUGGCGAGAAGUGGGAGGCUGGGGAUGUUAUUGGCACAUAAAUUAAUUUGGAUUGCGGCAGUGUUUUAAAUAGCCAGUCGAUAGGUAAGGAAUUUGAAAGGGGCGU